AUGGCUCACGUCAAGACUGGACCGAUCCCGGCCUUUGAGCCCACGCCCCUUGACGACAUUACUGCUCACGUCGAGCGUCUGCGCAAGACCUUCCGCACCAACAAGACCAAGGACAUGAAUUUUCGUUUGCAACAGAUCCGCAAGCUCUACUGGGCCGUCUCCGACUACGAGAAGCUCAUCGAGACGGCCGUUAUGAAGGACAUGGGCAAGUGCAAGUUCGAGGCCCACGUCUCUGAGAUGGACUGGGUUAAAAAUGAGGCCAUCAACGUCGCCAACAAGCUCCGGACCUGGGCCAAGGAUGAGCGCGUCGUCGACCUGCCCGUGACAUACUGGCCAAUGCGCCCACGCAUCAGAAACGAGCCUCUGGGCCAGGUUCUCGUCAUUGGUGCCUACAACUUUCCCAUUCAGCUGAAUCUCACUCCCGUCAUUGGCGCCAUUGCCGCCGGCAACUGUGUCAUACUCAAGCCCUCUGAGCUGUCUCCUCACUCUGCCAUGAUCCUCAAGAAAAUCUUCGACGAGUAUCUCGACCCGGACUGCUAUGUGUGUAUCAACGGUGCUUUGGAGGAGACCAAGCACGUUCUGGAGCACAAGUUCGACAAGAUUGUCUUCACCGGCGGCAAGAAGACCGGUGCCAUCAUCGCAACAAAGGCUGCCCAGUCGCUGACGCCUGUUCUUCUCGAACUUGGCGGCCAAAACCCUGCCUUCGUUACCAAGAAUGCCGACGUAAAGCUCGCCGCCAGACGCCUUCUAUGGCAAAAGUGCCUCAACGCCGGCCAGGUGUGCCUGUCGCACAACUAUGUCCUCGUCCAGCGCCCCGUCUUGAGCGACUUCAUCGCCCAAGUAAAUAAGCAGUACCGCAUCUUCAUGCCCAAUGGCGCCAAGGACAGUGACAUGUCGCGGAUUGUCAACAAGGGCCAUUUUGAUCGUCUGAUGAGAAUGUUGAACGAUUCCAAGGGCAAGGUCGUCAUGGGAGGUGGUUCUGACGUGGAGAAGUUGUGGAUCGAGCCGACUGCCGUCCUCGUCGAUGAUAUUGAGGACACCAUGAUGGCCGAGGAAAGUUUCGGUCCCAUUUGGUCCAUCAUGCCCUUUGAUAAUCUAGACCAGGCCAUAGAAAUUGCCAACAAGGUUGACCCGACGCCGUUGGCCCUUUUUACCUUUGGUUCCGAUGAGGAAAACAAUAAGGUGCUUGACAAUGUCACAUCAGGAGGUGCCACCGUCAACGAUGCCUUUUUCCACGCCAUGAUCAACGCCACGCCCCUCGGGGGGGUUGGCUCCUCUGGCCAAGGUAGUUACCACGGCUAUUACUCCUUCAAAGCCUUCAGCCAUCAGCGCGUCAUCACCCAAGUUCCCAAAUGGACCGACAAGCUCCUCCGCGUACGCUACAUGCCAUACUCAUGGAGCGAAUUAAAACGUUACCACAUAAUGAAUGGACACAGGCCUAAUUUCGACCGUGACGGCAACGUGGCUCGGGGUCUCAAGUACUGGCUCAGCUUUGCGUUCAGCCUCGGCGGGAAGAGCACGUCCGGGGCAGCAGUAAGGUGGGGGACUCUCUUUGCCUUGAUUGUCACGUUCCUUCGGCUGAAGAGCAAAUUGCCAGGCCUGUAA
Messenger RNA from Metarhizium album ARSEF 1941, 1605 nucleotides. Its product is annotated as aldehyde dehydrogenase 3B1. The coding region runs from base 1 to 1605 and encodes 534 amino acids. The record is from RefSeq and is a predicted model, not a curated record. Gene Ontology annotation, cellular component: cytoplasm. Gene Ontology annotation, biological process: aldehyde metabolic process. NCBI's taxonomy places the organism in Eukaryota, Fungi, Ascomycota, Sordariomycetes, Hypocreales, Clavicipitaceae. The transcript has 2 exons. Gene Ontology annotation, molecular function: aldehyde dehydrogenase (NAD+) activity.